Zingiber officinale is the source of this 1139-nucleotide messenger RNA. RefSeq names its product truncated transcription factor CAULIFLOWER A-like. Gene Ontology annotation, cellular component: nucleus. Lineage: Eukaryota; Viridiplantae; Streptophyta; Magnoliopsida; Zingiberales; Zingiberaceae. Gene Ontology annotation, molecular function: DNA-binding transcription factor activity, RNA polymerase II-specific; protein dimerization activity; RNA polymerase II cis-regulatory region sequence-specific DNA binding. The record is from RefSeq and is a predicted model, not a curated record. The transcript has 8 exons. Gene Ontology annotation, biological process: positive regulation of transcription by RNA polymerase II. Bases 44 to 760 code for a protein of 238 amino acids.
UUAAACCCCGGGGCGGAGGGAUGCGUCGAAGAGGACGAGGGAGAUGGGGAGAGGGAGGGUGGAGUUGAAGCGGAUCGAGAACAAGGUAAACCGGCAGGUGACGUUCUCGAAGCGGCGAUCCGGACUGCUGAAGAAGGCUCACGAGAUCUCCGUCCUCUGCGACGCCCAGGUAGGCCUCCUCAUCUUCUCUCCCAAAGGCAAGCUCUACGAGUACUCCACCAACGCCAGCAUGGAAAGCCUUGUCGAACGUUAUCGUCUCCAUUCGUUUGUGGAAACUGGCAUACCAGUAGCAGCAGAUUCUGUGUCUCAGAUGAAUUGGAGGCAUGAGUGCGGAAAGUUGAAGGACAAUAUGGAGGCUCUGCAACGAAGACAGAUGCACUUGGCGGGGGAAGAACUCGAAUCGUUUGGACACAAAGAACUGCAGCAACUGGAGCAACAACUUGAUUCUUCUUUGAAACUUACAAGAUCAAGAAAGAACCAACUGAUGGUGGAUGGGAUCGAGGAGCUUGUCGAAAGGGGAAGGUCAUUGGAAGAGCAAAAUGGCAUUCUGAGGGACAAGCUCACAGAGAAUCAUAAGCACAGGGCUUUAGCCACAAUGAUCUCCCCUUUGCCUUCACCUUCAUCACAAAUGGACGUUCUCCCAUACUCCAAUAUCAGAACUUACCAAGCCGUAGUCACUCCUCCAGAGGAUGAACCACCUUCGAAUUCCCUUGCCUGGAAGAGGUUGCCUCAAUGGAUGCUUAACCAAGGGAAACCCUAAAUUAGAGUACUUUUUUAUGGGUAAACUUGAGGAAAACAACGCACUGAUCAGUAGCACUAUAUAUUUGGUAUCUCGAGGACAUGCCAACGACUCCUCUACCGGCAGAUUAGAAGACAUUAUGCUAUGGCAGCUUGAGCGGCACAAGUUUCUGAAACAUGGUUGAUAGAAAGAGUUUUUAUGGCACGAAACGAUUCUCCCCUGAUGUAGGUGCCACAAGAACUGUCAAUGUAUUAUUGUAAAAAAAUAUUUUAGACUGCAACUAGUUUGGUUUAAAUUAUGCGAAGUUCCUGUUUGUAUGCUUAAUGGGUUACUACUUUCGUGGAUGUAGUUCUUUGUGGUGCUGUAGCAAUUUCUCUGUAAUGGAAAGAAGUUUGUCGUA